This is a messenger RNA of Carica papaya (papaya), 864 nucleotides long. The record is from RefSeq and is a predicted model, not a curated record. NCBI's taxonomy places the organism in Eukaryota, Viridiplantae, Streptophyta, Magnoliopsida, Brassicales, Caricaceae.
UUCUCAUUGAUCAUUGUUCCUUCAGGUACGGUUGUCUUGGCUCUGAAUGCAAUUCCAGAUACAAGAGUACAUGAUAGAAAUGGGUCAACUUCAAGAGAGGGAAUAGGGGAUCCAUUUAUUUCUAAUGGUUUCACUUCUUCAGGGUCUCGGGAACCGAAACCUAUGCCAUCUAAUGAGGAAAACAAUCCAGCUAGUUCUUGCCAUGACAAGGUGACUGCAAAUACCAAUUUGGAGCAAAACUGUGAGCUUCUGAGUGAAUCUUACAUGGAUGUCCCAGUUGUAGAAAUUGAUAAUCUUGCCACUGGCUCCCAAAACAGUCAUUGCAUGUACCAAGAAGAGUUGUCACAGGACUUGACUCAGCCAAGUCCGAAAAGGCACCCUGAGUUGUCACAUGACUUGACUCAGCCAACUCCAAAAAGCCGCCAGGCAGGCAAGGCAAGAAGUCCUGUUGUUGAGAAGCAACAGGGAAGGAAACUCGGCGGCUACAAUAGGAGGGCCAAGAGCAGGGGGAAAUAAGGCUUAUCUGCAUAUGUUCCUUUACUGUAAAAUCAUUGUAAACUAGUUUCCAGGAUAUCUUAUAUUACCGCAACAAGGCAUUUGUAAGCUGUAAGGAAUUUCUUAUCUACGCGUUCCAUAUUAGGUUUUUCUUUUUCCAACAAUUGUGGUGAGAGGUAGUGGGUAGAUUUUUAAAUUUUAAGAACAGAAACUGCCACGAGGUUCUAGUUCUUUUUCAUGUGAGAAUUGCAAUAGAACACUUUGUUAGUCCCAAUGAAAUUGGUGUUUGUUGUAUCACCUGGGAGACUGCUGCCAAGCACGUGAGAAGUGAUAAUUCAAAUGUUAAAAGGAAAGUAGUUUGCUGAUCAA